AUCCCGAGCCUGACUUCUGCUCUGCGCGCCCGAUUCCUCUCUUCCCAGAUCUCCCCUCUGCUUGACGCGCUCUCUCUCACGGACGACUCGAAGACGACGGAACGGAGCUUCGACCUUCGGCGAUCGACAGUGUCACUUGAGGAGGAAGUCGCCGGAUCUCGACGAUACCGGCGAAGUCCAAGCCAUCUUUAGUAAUCGAUACCUAGGGCACGACUGAUCGCCUGCUUCUCGCCGGACCUUUUCUUCUUUCCCCGGCACCGCCGGUGUAGAUUUAUUCCCGGAGCCUCAAGGAUGAGCUAUCUUGUUCUUCUUUGAUUUCCCGCAAACCUCAGCGCCGAACCUUUCCUCGAUUCCUCCUCUUCCUCUUGUGGCGCUGUGCCCUAGCCGGAUCUUGGAGGUAAGGCAUCGUACUCUGUGGGUUGUUGAGAUGUUGUGUGACCGAUUCUUCUUUUCCCUUGCUCACCAGAGACGUUUGAUUGUUGAGGUAAUCUGGUGGGGGAGUCUUCUUCUGGCAGCAACCAUCUAUGGUUGAGGAUCAGCAGAAAGUGAACUGUUGAUUGCCUCUAAACCUUACGUGAGAAAGAUUCCAGCAGGGAAGUUUAGUUCUGUGGUGUUAUUUGGUCCCAUCAGCUACUCUUUCAUGGCAGUAACGAUUCUGGAUUGGGGAUCAACAGAAGGGGCUGAGCUUGAGUUAAGAUUGGGAGGCCAGGGUAUAGGGUCUCAAAGCAAUUUGAUCCAGAGACAAAACAACGGUCUCUUCUAUUUCAGUUCACACAAAAGGAGUAUUCUCGAGAAGAAAUUGAUGAGGUGCGAUCGGAGUUGGCAGAAUGUAUACAAGAUCAUAUUUAUGAGUAGAUGCGUUCAAGUUUAUGUAAGUUCAUUAUCUUUAGCAAGAAGCAACUUCUUGCUUCUUUGGAAUCCAUUAUCAGCUAUGCUUGUUAGUUUUUUCCUGCACUCUCAUAUUUUCAAUGGAUUGGCCAUGGACAUUGUAUCUCUUAGUUAUGUUUCGUGGAAGGUUUCUGACAAAUUGAAUUUCCAGAUACAAUAGCUUUUAUCUCUCAGAUUAUUGCAGCUUAGAUACAGGAAUACCUGUCCAUUUGCUGACUAUUUCUGCUG
This is a messenger RNA of Zingiber officinale, 1116 nucleotides long. RefSeq lists its product as uncharacterized. The record is from RefSeq and is a predicted model, not a curated record. Bases 641 to 1048 code for a protein of 135 amino acids. NCBI's taxonomy places the organism in Eukaryota, Viridiplantae, Streptophyta, Magnoliopsida, Zingiberales, Zingiberaceae. The transcript has 3 exons.